Messenger RNA from Vicia villosa (hairy vetch), 1950 nucleotides. Its product is annotated as transcription factor bHLH30-like. The coding region runs from base 361 to 1047 and encodes 228 amino acids. The record is from RefSeq and is a predicted model, not a curated record. Gene Ontology annotation, molecular function: protein dimerization activity; DNA-binding transcription factor activity. Gene Ontology annotation, biological process: regulation of DNA-templated transcription. NCBI's taxonomy places the organism in Eukaryota, Viridiplantae, Streptophyta, Magnoliopsida, Fabales, Fabaceae. The transcript has 2 exons.
AGGUCUAGUAUAUAAAAAGUGUGUGGAUGCAGUUCCCCACCAUAAGCAAUCUUUAACAGAAGAAACAUUCACCAUUCUCUUUCUGGAUCUCACCAAACUCACUAUCAUCAUUCAUCACUAUCUCAUAUAUCUGACACACACUUCACUUUUCACCACAUCUUUCUUUCCAAAUACCCUCCAACCCAAACAUGACAAAUUAACAACAACAACCCUUUCCCUUUUCAUCAUUCUAUUUCAUUUAUUUUCUCACAAACAAAACAUCCUUUGUCUCCUCCAAACUUGUCUCUCCAAUUUUUGUCCUCUCUCCAAAACCUUACAUCUUCUUUCUGUUUGUUUCUUCUUGGAAACCGUGUAACGACAAUGAAUGAGUAUGGUUCAUCUUCUUCUUCUCUGGUUUUGGAUAGAGAAAGAGGAGAGCUUGUGGAAUCAUCUGUCAAACUGGAACGCAAAGGUGUUUCACCUGAGAGAAGUAUUGAAGCUUUGAGGAAUCAUAGUGAAGCUGAGAGGAGAAGAAGAGCAAGAAUUAAUUCACAUCUUGAUACCCUUCGUACUGUUAUUCCAGGUGCUAACAAGUUGGACAAAGCAUCUUUACUAGCUGAAGUCAUUACACAUUUGAAAGAGCUAAAAACAAAUGCAGCACAAGCAAGUGAAGGACUAAUGAUACCAAAAGACAAUGAUGAGAUAAGAGUUGAAUCACAAGAAGGUGGAUUAAAUGGUUUCCCUUAUUCAAUUAGAGCAUCACUAUGUUGUGAAUACAAACCAGGUUUACUGUCUGAUAUAAGACAAGCACUUGAUGAACUUCAUCUUAUGAUAAUAAGGGCAGAGAUUGCAACUUUGGGCGGAAGAAUGAAGAAUGUCUUUGUCAUAAUUAGUUGCAAAGAACAGAAUUUAGAAGAUGCUGAGUAUCGACAGUUUCUCGCUGGAUCGGUUCAUCAAGCUCUUAGGUCUGUUCUUGAUAGGUUUUCUGUUUCACAAGAUAUCUUAGAAACUAGAAAGAGGAGGAGGAUUUCUAUAUUCAGUUCUUCAUCUUUUGGAGAUUUCUUAUAAAACUUGUUUUUUUUGGUAUAUUCAUUCACAUGUGAUGUGAAUCUUGGGUUGUACAUGUGUUGGGAAGUUUUGUAGAUAGGUAGGUUGAUACCUGAUUUAAGGAUGUUUCAAUCUUUUAACCAAACACACAAUGAGUGAACUUGUUUUAUGACAUUGUACUAUGUUUAGAGAGAAAUUUAUGCUAACAAGACUUCUCUUCAUUUGAGUAUUAAUAGGUCAAAGUAUCAUUUAGUGAACAUGUGAGAAAUAUGAUUGUAAAGCAUGCAAAACAUUGUAAGCAGCAAUUAUAUAUGCAUUACUAUUAUGUUCCAUGUUGACAGUGCCACUAACCAAAGAUGGUAUAUGAAGAAAGUUGCACACAUAUGGGUAGAUUCAACAAAACACACUGAAAAAUGGAAUAUUGAAUUGAACAUCGGGUACUACGACCACACACAAAGGGGACUUAUGCAUUACACGCGUAAAUAGCCAAGCAAGAUUAAACUUUGUAAGCCACCACGAUCUUAACAACAAAUGUAAUGUUUGCUUAUAAAUAUUGGACUGUGUAAUCAUUUAAAAAUCAAUUAAAUCAAGCAAUUUUGUAUAUUUUUAUCUCUUUCACUUUAUUUUGCUUUUGUUUUUAUGCAUUUUGUAGUUUAGUAGCCCUACUUCCCUCACACGUUGUAUUUGACGCUCUUUGGAACAACUAAGAAACUCACAGUUGAGGGACACAAUUCCUCCUCCUCAAUGCAAUUGUUUGAAGAAAGGAUAAUUUACUAUUAAGGGCUAUUAGAGUAUUAGUCGAUCCCUAGGCUAACUUUCAAGUUCGAAAAUAUAUUCAAGACACUAUGGCCAAAACCACUAAAAAAUCUCAUUCACUAGAUCAAUAUUAUAUUUGGCAUAUGCACAUGCGAUUUAAAAAGAACC